Molecule: messenger RNA, 6493 nt
Organism: Drosophila suzukii
Lineage: Eukaryota; Metazoa; Arthropoda; Insecta; Diptera; Drosophilidae
Gene: ZAP3
Product: ZAP3
Biological process (GO): regulation of telomere maintenance; actin filament polymerization
Cellular component (GO): actin filament; nucleus
Source: RefSeq, a predicted model, not a curated record
CUAGUUUUCAAGCCAAAAAUGGCGAAGUGAAUUCUUUUUUCGUCCAGUUUGCAGGCAAAUUUCGAGAAGCGCUUGAAUUAAACAAAAGUGAACGACUUUUUUCGCCGGACUCAGUGAAAACGCAGUGCAGCGGAUCGCCCGAGUGAUCCGGCAAGAGCGCGACAAGAGCAGCGAAGAGGAAACUGCAGAAUGUGGGGCCAUUGGCAGACGGCCACCGCCGCAGUGGCUCCGAUGGGCGCACCCCCUCCGCAGCCGUCGGUGCCGCCGCCACUGCCCGACGCCCCGCCCCCACCGCCCCCCGCGGACGGGGCCUCCUCGGGAGGAGCACCCUCCGGCCAGCAGUCGGCAGGGGGAGGAGGAUCUGGAGCAGCUGCCCAGAACGACAGCACCACCCCCUCCGCUGCGGGCGCAGGCUUCAACCCUUAUAGCAGCGGACAGGCGACGGCGGGGGGCGCGGGGGCCGGCAACCCCUAUGAGCAGUAUACGGCCGCCCAGUACGCGGCCAUGACCCCGGAGCAGCAGUACGCCCUGCAGCACCACUGGCACCAGUGGCAGACCUACCAGGCGGAGUACGCCAAGUGGCAUGCCCAGUACGGCGAGCAGUACAAGCGUGAAAUGGCCGCUGCUGCCGCUGUGGCCACGACUACAGGUAUCCAAGGCGUCCCUGCACCCGUGGUAGCUGCUCCCUCGACAGCUCCGACUCCCGCAGUGGUAGCCCCACCGGGCCCACAGGCCUACCCUGUUGCCCAGAACUAUUAUCAGGCCGUCUCGGCCUCGCCGGCUCCUUCCACCACGCCGAAUGCCGUGCUGGGCGCGCCACCGCUACCCGGCAAGAUCAUGGCCCAGCCGCAGUUGUACAACCAGCCGCCGCCGCCGCCACCCCAUAAAGGCGGCUACAAUCAAAGCAAUGACAACCAAGGCAUGUGGUCGAGUGGACCGGGCAUGCAGCAGCCGCCGCCCAACAGAUAUGGCGGGCAAAUGAACCAGAUGAACUACAAUAGUGGCGGAGCAGACAACCAGGGCUAUCCCAAUCUACAGCAGCCGCCGCCCUCGCUGCAGAGACAGCAUACUCAGCAACAGCAGCAGAAUAACAUGGACAACCAGUGGGGAAAUAACAACCAACGCGGUGGAGGAGGCAGCAACAACAGCCGUCCUUCCUGGGAAACCAGUGAUAAUUCCGGGCAACAAGGUCACUGGGAUGGUCCGCCGCCACAGAAUGACAUGAACAAUCGCUGGAAUGGACCGUCACAGGGCAACAACAACAGCAAUGACAGCAACAAUCGCCGCUGGGAUGGGUCAUCAAACCAAACGCAAUCUGGCGGGGAUCAGCAACAGAACCGCUGGAUGAGCGGACCCCCACAAAGCGAUCAGAACCAGAAUCGCUGGAUGAGCGGACCUCCGCCUAGUUUGAACGACCAGCAGCAGGAUAAUCAGAAUUCCCGCCAGAAUCGCUGGCAGAACAAUAAUUCCGACAUGGACGGACCACCGAUGCGGAAUAACAACAAGCAGAACCAAUUCCAGAACAAUCGAAAGAGCUGGGGGGCACCAGACGAACGAGGAGGUGAAGAUGGAGAUGGACACCAAAACCAGAAUCCAUUUAUCAAGAACUCGCAGUCCGAUUAUGACCAGGAUCAGCCGACUGGCAACAACAACAACUUCGGCCAGCGAACAGGCAACUACCAGGGAAACUAUGGCAAUAGUUACAAUAACCAGGAGCAAGGAGGAGGAGGCAACUUUGGCAGCGGAGGAGGAAGCAACUAUGGAAGCGGCGGAACAGGCAACUUUGCCGGCAGAGGCGGAGGCCAGGACAGCUUUGGUGGCCGGGGAUCAGGAGGAUCUGGGCCGGACAACUUUGGCAAUAGCAAUACUAAUAGCUUCAAUAACAACAAUCGCCGCCAAAGCAAUCGUUGGGACAACAAUCGCAACCAAAACCAAAAUCAGGGAUAUUCCGAUGAGAGGGGCGGCGGAGGAGGAGGCAGUGGCGAUUCUGGUUCAGGGUUCAACCAAAAUCGUGGCAGUUUCAACCAGCGUAACAACUUCAACCAGCAGAAUGCACCUUACCAACAUCAGUCUCAACUUCAAAAUCAAAACCAGAAUCGCAACCAGCAGCAGGCUCCCGACCUAGACGAGGCCAGCUUCGACCGCCUGUUCGACCAGUGGGAGCAGCAGUUCGAGGACUGGAAGAGGGCCAAUGCCAAUCAUCCGGAUCGUGAUGAGUACCGCCGCUACGAGGAGGAGUUCGAGAAGCAGCGUCGUCGCAUUGCCGAACGAAGGGAGCAAAUGCGCCGACGUCGCCAGCAGCAAAUGGGUGGCUUGACAGGAUCUGGCUCGUUAACAGACAUACCGAAAGAAGCUUCAGUUGCCGGGGCAUCCAAGCCCGAGGAGCAGGAGUCAAACGAGGAUGCAUUCGGCGGAGUCCAAGGCAAUUUCGGUGACCAUGGACCACCCGCACCGGGACCUGGCCCUGGCCCUGGACCCAAUUUCGGUGAUCAGGAUAGAGGACCCCCCUUCGGACAGGGCAACAGACAACCGGGACAUCCGGGUCAUUUUGCGAAUGAGAAUCGCGCCUUUGAAAGCUCCGGAUUCAGGGGCAACCACGGUCCGCCACCAGGAUUGCAGAACAAAUACCAAACCGCCCAGAAAGCCAUCCAGGACAAACAGCCAGGCCCAGAGGAGGGCAAGGGAAACCAAGCCAAGCCAUCGGGACCACCGGCUCCACCGGCUCCAAUCUUAAAUCCGAUUGUUGCCCAGAAACCAGCAGUGCCAGCUCCCCCAGUAGCUCCACCCAUCGGUCCUGUUCAUCCGGCCUCCCUGCCGCCACCCGAAGCUCCAACUCCGCCAGUGGUUCCUGCCCCGCCGGUGGCUCCACCAACGCAGCCUCCUCCGAUCUCCACCAAUCUCGGCAAGCGGCGCCAAACACCUGUUCCUGCUCCAACUCCCGCUAAGCAGGUCAAGGAGGAGGAGCCCAUAUUCACGAUUUCCCUGGACGACGACGACGACGAGGAUGAGGUUGAACCGCCGGCAGCCGACACGCCCAUGGGCAGCAUCUUCAAAAAAAGCGAUGGCAUCCCGGGUCUGGAUUUGGUGGCCGAUGGCGGUGGCAAGAACUCAGCCUCGGUCUUCGAUGUGGGGCUCGGGGAUUCCGAGCCAGCAGCAGCGCCUGCCGCCCCUGCUAACCAGUCGGGCCCCCCGACCGCCAACAAGAGCAACGAAUCGCUGAGCAACGUGCUUAAGGACCCGAACUUCUUCAACAAUCUUACCCAGGCGGUGGCCAAUGUCCAGGAGCGCGAGCAGCGCGAUCGCCAGGAGCAGCAGCAGCAGCAUGAGCCGGAUCCGAAUCCGGAAACGGGAUCGGAUGGUCGUCCCCUGUCCUUCGCCGAGUGGCAGCGCAAGAAAAAUGGUGGCAACGAUAACAAGUCGCAGGAUUCCCGCGAUUCGAUGAGCCCCAGUGGCAGUGACAAACCAGAUAACAGUGGACCAUCCAGUGGAUUUGGUCCCGGGCAGGCUCAAGGUGCAGGUCCAGGUGCCGGUGGUACCAAUGCUCGUUCUCGUCCAAAUUCUGGGCCUGGUCCUGGUCCAAACGAUGGGCAGCGUUUCGACAACUUUGGACCGAACCAAGUCCCGGGUAGCAACUUCAUUGACUUUGAAGGCAAUGGACCCGGUCCCGACUUUGGGCCACCAGGCAGGAACUUUGGUCCCAACGGUCCAGGACCACGUGGCCCCAAUUUCGGGCCUAACUUUGGCCCCGGGGGACCUCCUUAUGGGCCCAAUGGCCCCGGAGGACCACCGUUCGGCCCCAAGUUCAGACACAAUGGCCCCAACUUCGGGCCGAACUUUGGCCCGAAUUUCGGACCAGGUCCAGGCCCACGUAACUUCGGACCUCGUGGACCCAACGGUCCUUUCGGUGGUCCCCGGCGCGACGACUUCGGUGGCCCACCGUUCGGUGGUCCAGGACCCAACUUCGGACCAGGCGGGCCACAAGGACCCAAUUCACGGGGAUUCAACAACGGUGGACAAAACAGUGAUAACCCCUUCCGCCGGCAGGGCGGAGGACCAGGUCCCAGUUUCGCCGACGAUGAUCUUGGCGCAGGACCACCAAGAGGCCCCAGGAAUUUCCCGAACCGUAACAGUUUCGGCGGAAAUCAAGGAGGACAGAACAAUCGGAAGAACUGGAAUGACGGGCCGGAGCAACAGCAGCAACCAUUCCCCAACCAAAACGAGCCCAUCUAUCGACCGAUGAAGGUAUUCGACUAUUCCAACAACCAACCAGCCGCCAAGGUGAUCGAUUAUGGCCACAAGUCGGGCGAUGGAAACCCCAUCGAGGGGCCUUCCGGCCCAUCUCCUGCCGAUAGAAUUCCGGAAUUCAGAGCCGUGAAGACCUUUGAGUAUGGCCACUCCUCGUUUUCGGGACCGAAUCGCAUGGGAAUACCAGGAGGAAUGGGCAUGGGAAUGGGAGGAGGUCCAAAUCAAGGAAUGACAGGUUGCGGCCCUAAUAGGGGGAUGACGGGAGGACCCGGAGGAGGCCCAGGAGCUCCCAAUAGCAAGCGAAAGAAUAAAAAAAGAAACAGACAAAAGAAGGAGGAGCGAUUGCAGUUCCAGCAAAAUUCGCAGUUGCAAUCAAAUUCGUUUGACGAAUGCAACUCCUCGAAUCCCGGACAGGAUGAGCAGCAGCAGGAGCAGCAACAACAGCAGCAGGACCAGGAUGAGUUCCAGGAUCACGGGGAUGAGUUCCCACCAAAUGAAGGCAAUGAUCUUGAGGAUAUUUCCGAUGGAGAAGACAAUUUAACCCCACUGGAUGGCGAGGAUGACAAUGAGGGACUGCCACCGCCGCCGCCGAUCGGCAGAUGGAAUCAGGGAAAUGUCCAGGAGCCCUUCAAUCAAAGCCCAUUUAAUAUCUUUCCCGGCCAGUCAUUUGGCGGCGGAAUGGAAAGAUCGGCUCCGCCGCCGCCAACCAUGUCGCUUUUCCCCUCGGCAGCCAAUGCCAAUGACAACAUUCCCACUCCGGUGACGGCUCCCCACCUAGAGAUGUCCGUGCCGACCAACGAGAAUCGCAACACCAUCUCCGUGGACGAGGUGCUCUUGAAUCCCGGUCGCCAGACCCGUCCCAAGCGCAUCUGCAUCAUUCUGCGUGGUCCUCCUGGCUGCGGCAAAUCGCAUGUGGCGCGUCUCAUCAAGGAAAAGGAGCUGGAGAUGGGCGGCGCCAAUCCGCGCAUCCUCAGCAUAGAUGACUACUUCAUCAUCGAGAACGACUACGUGGAGAAGUGUCCCAAGACUGGCAAGAAGAUACCCAAAAAGGAGAUACUGUACGAGUACGAUGACGCCAUGGAGGAGACCUACAUGCAAUAUCUCAUCAAAUCGUUCAAAAAGACGCUCAGUGAUAAUCUGUACGAUUUUAUAAUAGUGGACUGCAACAACAACUCGCUGCGCACGCUGAAUGAAUUUUAUUGCCACGCCAAAGACUCGAAUUUUGUGCCCUACAUCGUGGACCUGCACUGCGAUCUGGAGACGUGCCUGGGCAGGAACUCGCACCAGCGCACCGAGAACGAGAUCCAAGUGGUGCUGGACAACUGGUGCAACACACCGCUGCAAUACAUUAAGCUGGACGUGAGCACGCUGCUUGAGAACGUGGUCGAGAUGGAGGAUGUGGAGGACAUGGCUACGGACGAUAAUGCCUGCGCCGACGAUGGGGAGACUGCGGGAGCAUCCGAGGAUGCGGCUGUCGAGGAGACAGACGACAGCAACAGCGGCGAUGCCUCCAACGACUGCGGCUUCCUGAAAAGCAAAUGGGAAUGUGACACCACCGAGGAGAACCUGGCCCGCUUGGAUGGCACCAAGCGUCUGAUGCAGAACCGCCGGACAGCCAGCAUGGCUGACUAUCUCCAGCUGGAGGAUUGGGAACCACCCAGAACCUCGGCGAAUGGCAAGAAGCGCGUCCGUUGGGCGGACAUCGAGGAGAAGCGCUCGCAGGAGAAGAUGCGAGCCAUCGGUUUUGUGGUGGGCCAGACCGACUGGAACCGCAUGAUGGACCCCAAUGCGGGCAGUCGGGCCCUGAACAAAACCAAAUAUAUCGAGCGCAUCAAGCGUCGCUAGAUGACAAUUACAAACAUGCAACAGAUAAAAAAAAAACACGGAAAAAACAGUGAAAAAACUCGCAGCAUUUCCACCAACCAAAAACACAGACCAUUUCCACAUGUACGGGUCGCACCGUGCGGUAACAAAAGGCUCAAAGACCCCGAAUUACGAUUAAUCAUCUAUCAUUCAGACGCUAUCAGUAUAAUUUCGCAACCAUCAGUCAUUUUAGGCGCUGCAUUUACAAAACGAAUUUUCAAUUUCGUUGCCCACACGAACAUCCGAUCGCGAUUCAGAUCCUAGCAAAAUAUAUUAAAUAUGGGUGUAUUUUAAUUGUAAAUUAAACCAAUUCGCCUUUAAAACCGAAUGAUGCAUCCAAUUUUUUUUAGUUUGACGAAAUAUAUAAUUGAUAUACGUGAAUUUA